AUGGAGUCAGUCUUUAUAAUAACGGGUAUUAUGACUAAUGAUAUUGAAUCUGGCGUUACAACAAAAGGUUCUGAUGCAUUAAAGUGUAUCAAAUCACAAUUAUUUGAAAGAAUUAGACAUGAAUGGCCUCAAAUCGUUCAAGGAAUAUAA
Molecule: messenger RNA, 150 nt
Organism: Rhizophagus irregularis DAOM 181602=DAOM 197198
Lineage: Eukaryota; Fungi; Glomeromycota; Glomeromycetes; Glomerales; Glomeraceae
Source: RefSeq, a predicted model, not a curated record